Mitosporidium daphniae is the source of this 669-nucleotide messenger RNA. RefSeq lists its product as uncharacterized. Gene Ontology annotation, molecular function: translation elongation factor activity; guanyl-nucleotide exchange factor activity. The transcript has a single exon. The record is from RefSeq and is a predicted model, not a curated record. Gene Ontology annotation, biological process: translational elongation. Lineage: Eukaryota; Fungi; Microsporidia. The coding region runs from base 1 to 669 and encodes 222 amino acids. Gene Ontology annotation, cellular component: cytosol.
AUGUCUUCCGUACUCACGUUCCCCGCCGAUUUUCCCGUCCUCAAUGAGCAUCUGUCAACGCGCAGUUUUAUCGAGUUUACUGGAAAACCAUCAUCAGCUGACGUCGAGGUCCUGAAAAGCCUUGGAGCGUCUCCCGUCGAUGCCAAGCUGUAUCCGCAUGUGGCUCGCUGGGCUCGCUGUGUUGCCUUUAACGUGGAGAAAAAGUCGAUUUGCAAUUCUCAAUGCGAAAUUGCCAAUCUGAUUCUUAAAACAGCCAGUGUUUCCGUUUCCUCGUCAAAGGCGAAUGACGAUGAUGUUGAUCUGUUUGGAUCUGACGAAGAGGAAGAUGCCGAGGCCGAGGCAUUGAAGGCCAAGCGCCUCGCAGAAUACAAUGCCAAAAAAGCAGCAAAGCCUGUCGUCAUUGCCAAGUCGCUGGUCACCAUGGAUGUGAAGCCAUGGGAAGAUACCACGGAUUUGGUGGAAAUGGAGAAAUGCAUUCGCGAAAUAGAGAUGGACGGUCUUGUUUGGGGAUCCUCAAAACUGGUUCCCAUUGGAUAUGGAAUUCGCAAGCUUCAAAUUUCCUGUGCAAUCGAAGAUGCAAAAGUAAGCAUGGAUUCUGUGGAAGAGCUGAUCGUGGGAUUUGAAGACCUCGUGCAGUCGAUCGACAUCGUUUCGUUCAACAAGCUCUAA